GUGUCAGUCUGAUGAAGAUUGGCAUGCAGACAGCAGAGUUACUGAUCACCCUACAAGUGCACAUGUUUCUGAUUUGGAAGAUACGUUUAGGAGUACAAGCUGUGUUUCUCCACCAGCCAAGCAAUCAAGAAUGAUGCUUACUGGAGUUGGAUCCUGAGGCUUCUGCCUUUCAAGCUAGUCGCAGUGGCUGGAAGCAGCAGCUUUUGUGAGGCUGGUAGUGGGGAGAAUUUAAAAAGGUCCUAGAUGUGAAUCAAUCCCAUGAUGCAACAUGUCUCCCCAGCGCCAUCUCUGACAAUGAUGGCCACACAGACUGUACCCCCUCCCCCUUAUCAAGAACCCCAACAGAUGACAGCCACAGCCCAGCAGCCAGCAAAAGCACAGCCGGUGCAUGUCACCACACCCUCGGCAGCAAGCAAUGCUCCCCUUCCCAGCACCCCGAUCGACCCUCAGGCACAGCUGGAGGCUGACAAGAGAGCUGUCUACAGGCAUCCUCUUUUCCCCCUCCUGACACUGCUAUUUGAGAAAUGCGAGCAAGCAACACAGGGCUCAGAAUGCAUCACCUCUGCCAGCUUUGAUGUUGACAUUGAGAACUUCGUACACCAGCAAGAACAGGAGCACAAACCAUUUUUCAGUGAUGAUCCUGAGCUGGACAACUUGAUGGUGAAAGCUAUUCAGGUCCUGCGAAUUCAUCUCUUGGAGUUGGAGAAAGUGAAUGAAUUGUGCAAAGACUUUUGUAAUCGUUACAUCACCUGCCUCAAAACUAAGAUGCACAGCGACAACCUUCUCAGGAAUGACCUUGGGGGACCUUACUCCCCGAAUCAGUCCUCCAUUAACCUACACACACAGGACAUGUUGCAAAAUUCUCCCAACUCCAUGACAGCCAUACCUGGUAACCCCCAAGGAAUUGUGGUACCUGCCUCAGCACUGCAACAGGGGAAUAUCUCCAUGGCAACAGUGAACUCACAAGUUGUGACAGGUGGAGCCCUUUACCAGCCUGUAACUAUGGUUACAUCUCAGGGCCAGGUGCUAACCCAAGCAAUUCCUCAAGGGGCUAUUCAGAUCCAGAAUGCACAGGUUAACCUGGACCUGACCUCCCUUCUUGACAGUGAAGAUAAAAAGUCAAAGAACAAACGAGGAGUCCUCCCAAAACAUGCUACCAAUAUUAUGCGCUCCUGGCUUUUUCAGCAUCUUAUGCACCCCUAUCCAACAGAGGAUGAGAAGCGGCAAAUAGCAGCACAGACAAAUCUCACACUGUUGCAAGUCAACAACUGGUUUAUUAAUGCCCGGCGACGUAUCCUGCAACCUAUGCUUGAUGCAAGCAAUCCAGAUCCAGCCCCCAAAGCCAAGAAAAUCAAAUCCCAGCACCGGCCAACCCAGAGAUUCUGGCCCAACUCCAUCGCAGCUGGGGUUCUACAGCAACAAGGAGGCAAUCCCGGGACUAACCCUGAUGGCUCCAUCAAUAUGGACAACCUCCAAACCCUCUCCUCCGAUAAUGCCACCAUUGCUAUGCAGCAGGCCAUGAUGGCGGGUCACGAUGACUCAUUAGAUGGGACAGAAGAUGAGGAGGAAGAUGAAAUAGAAGAGGAGGAAGAGGAAGAGGAGGAGGAGGAAGAAGAACUGGAAGAGGAUCCUGAGGAGCUCCAGACAACUAACGUCAGCGACCUUGGCCUGGAGCACAGUGACUCGCUCGAAUAGAGGAUUAUAACCAAUGGUGGAACAGUCACCGACUGGAAAACUGUUGAACCUGCUUGUGAAACUCAUUGGCCUGAAUUGUAGAGUGCGCCUGAACAUUUGAUGAGCACAUCCCUUUAACAAUAGGAUUCAACAACAGAACCCUUUCUUGAAUGUCCUACUUGGCCUGCAUUAAGCUGCAGGAAUGGACGUGGAAGUACACUGAACACCUGUCAAGUGUGCAAGCUGAUUAUUUAAGUGAAGGACACACGUUUACAAGGCACAUAUUGUGACUAGUUUCUUCCCCACUCUCUCCCACCUUUGUUUUUGAUAACCACAAUAACAAAAGUGUUUUUAGAGUAAGCUGUUUUCUGUAUGACUGAAUGUUUUAUGGAAGUUCUAAUUCAAUGCCUUUUUUGUGACAUGCAAGUUCAGAGGCAUGGCUGUUUUCAUUUUCACUGCUUUUAUGAGAGAUUUAUAGAUGAAAAAGAAGAAGAAGAAGAAGAAGAA
This is a messenger RNA of Notechis scutatus (mainland tiger snake), 2181 nucleotides long. The record is from RefSeq and is a predicted model, not a curated record. NCBI's taxonomy places the organism in Eukaryota, Metazoa, Chordata, Lepidosauria, Squamata, Elapidae.